Topomyia yanbarensis is the source of this 676-nucleotide messenger RNA. RefSeq names its product large ribosomal subunit protein eL28 (gene RpL28). Gene Ontology annotation, cellular component: cytosolic large ribosomal subunit; ribosome. Gene Ontology annotation, biological process: translation. The transcript is spliced from 4 exons. The coding region runs from base 80 to 538 and encodes 152 amino acids. NCBI's taxonomy places the organism in Eukaryota, Metazoa, Arthropoda, Insecta, Diptera, Culicidae. Gene Ontology annotation, molecular function: structural constituent of ribosome. The record is from RefSeq and is a predicted model, not a curated record.
UCCGCUUUCGGCAAUGUUGCUCGAUCGCUGUCAUCUAGUGAGUCUUUUCCAUCUUGUCAGCCGUCGCAAAUAGAUUACAAUGGCCGAUACAUCCUCCCAUUUGAACUGGUUGAUCAUCCGUGAUCAUAACGCGUUCCUCUUGAAAAGGCGUAACAUCAAGAAGGCGUUCAGUACGGAGCCUAACAACCUGACCAAUCUGAGCUCGUACCGUUACAGCGGACUGGUUCACAAGAAGACGAUCGGAAUCGUGCCCGCCGAUAAGGGAAUUAGUGUGGUCUACAAGAGGCCAAAGAAGCACACCAACCCGGCCAAAGCAACCGUGAAGGUAACGUUGAAACACCGUCCCCGUCGUACGUUGAAGAAGCUGAAGAAUAUCAUCAAUGGUAACCGCUACCGACGGGACUUGCGUCAGGCUGCUCUGCGUCGUGCUAGCGCUAUCCUGCGUUCUCAGCGACCGACUACAGCCAAGAAGGGCAAGGGUGCUGCUACCACUUCGGGAAGUACGGCAACCGCAGCUGCUCCCAAGAAGGCCGAGUAAACUUUUCUGACGGGAGGAAUUGUUUUGCGUCGCGGGAGAAGUUUGUUCUAUCAGUGAUUACUUCUGGUAAACAUUAAAACUGAACAGUCGUACGCUCUGUGAGUAUGCGGCAGAAAAUAAAGGUGAUGAAAAAUGGAA